AUGGAAAAGGAAUUGAUGAAAAAAAAAUCUGGUCUUCCUCCUAUGCCUAUUUUUAUGCCAGGUCAAGCAAGCAAACGCAACAUAGUUAGAAGGAAGGACUAUUCACCUGUUUACUGGGACAAGUAUUUUGACACUAAGCUGGACGUGUCAACAGAUGUUGGUGAUACAUUCAGGGUCUAUGAAAGAGGGCACGAUGGACCAGUAUUAUUUCUUCUUCAUGGUGGAGGCUUUUCAGCCCUCUCAUGGGCAUUGCUAUCGACUCAUGUGACAGCACUUGUAAAGUGUAGGUGUGUUGCUGUUGAUUUGAGAGGUCACGGUGAUUCUGUAACAUCUGAUGACAGUAAUCUGAGUGCAGAGAAAAUGUCAAGUGAUGUUGGAAAAAUUAUUUCUAGUUUGUACAAAGAUAAUCCGCCACCCAUAAUAUUGGUUGGUCACAGUAUGGGAGGAGCUAUUGCUGUUCAUGCAGCUUUCAGAAACUUGGUCCCGUCUCUAAUAGGCCUUGCUGUCAUUGAUGUUGUUGAAGGAACAGCCAUGGAAGCUUUGUCAAGCAUGCAGACUUUUUUAAGGGGAAGACCAAAAUUGUUUGACACCAUGGAAACUGCUAUAGAAUGGGCUGUAAGAAGUGGACAAAUUCAGAAUGUUGAAUCUGCAAGAGUUUCAAUGGUUGGUCAAUUAAAAAGUGUAUCAACAAAUGAAACCGGCUCUAUGGAACUAGAACACCAGCACUUUAGUAUUACUGAUUCCAUAGAAGAAGAGCCAUCUGAUUAUGAGGUACCUGAAGCUUCAUCAGCAUCACUAACUGAAAAUUUUAAGACUCCUGUCAAUUCUAAUCAGGACCACAAAUAUACUUGGAGAAUUGAUUUGUCAAAAACAGAAAAAUUCUGGACAGGAUGGUUUGAGGGUUUGUCACAGAAGUUUCUGUCUUGCAGUGCUCCAAAGAUGCUUAUUUUAGCAGGCCCAGAUAGACUGGACAGAGAUUUGACAAUUGGACAAAUGCAAGGAAAAUUCCAAAUGAACUUGUUGCCUCAGUGUGGACAUGCAGUACAUGAGGAUGUUCCUGACAAGGUUGCUGAUGUUUUGGCCAGUUUUAUGCUUAGACAUAAAGUUGCAGAACCCAUAGGGAAUUUUGAAAGAACCAUGCCAGGAUGUUGA
Messenger RNA from Candidula unifasciata, 1152 nucleotides. NCBI's taxonomy places the organism in Eukaryota, Metazoa, Mollusca, Gastropoda, Stylommatophora, Geomitridae. The record is from the annotation of a GenBank genome assembly.